UCCUCUUAGUGCAAAACAUUUGUUUGAUGAGAUAUCUUCCUCUCCCAUUUUUUCUUUCCUAAAGAAAAACAAAAGCUUAAAUAACCUUUCUUCUCCUUUCACUUCUCUCUUUUCCUACUCCCGAAACCCUAAUUCACUUCAUCGUUUACGGUGAGUAACCAACAGCAACAGAAAGAGGAAAGAAAACUUCGGUUUUUUGUGUGUCUGGAAAGUUGGUUUUCUUUUUUUAAGAGGAGAUCAAGUUCGAUAUCAGAGGAAGGGGAAGCUUUAAAUUUAUUUUACAAGGAUGUACUUUCUUUUCAUUCAUUUUUUGCCUACGUUUUCGCUCUCUUCAUAUUUGCUUUAACCCUUUUGAUUUCUAGCUGCCAUGGAUUCCGGUAACAGUAGUAGCAUGCAGUCUUCAAGUGGUGGUGGGGGUGAUGAAGAGUAUGACUCAGUCUCGAGGCCUGACUCAGUCCCAGCUUUUCUGAACAACACUUCAGGUCAUUUUAACCCCCUAUCAAAUCAACACCCAGAUGAGCCACCUACUUUAUUUGAUCCUUCUGCAAAUUAUCUCAACCCUUUCUCUCUAUCUCUACCAAACAAUUCUUCGCUGAUGAAUUUUGAUGGGGUUGGUUCUCGGAUGAGGCUAGGAUCUGAACCCAACACCACUGACCUCGGUCAAGGCUCGUCUUUGUCGAGCCAGUUUAUCUUAGGCUCACAAGGACUUGAUCAAGGUUCAUUCCCGAGCCCAUCAUCGAUGCAACCGAGGUCAGCUCAUGACAACGGUGUAAAGAACCCGAAGAAGAGGACAAGAGCAUCGAGGAGAGCUCCGACUACAGUUCUCACCACCGACACAACCAAUUUUAGAGCAAUGGUGCAAGAAUUCACUGGGAUCCCAGCACCGCCGUUUUCUGGUUCGUCGUAUUCUAAAAGGCUCGACCUUUUCGGAUCUGGUUCAGGUUCUCUUUACCAUUUACGUCCCUCGGCUAAAAGGCUUCACACGGCUCCAUUUGCAUCAUCAUCUUCUCGUUCAUUGUUAAACAACCAUUUACUCGAUGCUGCUACAACAAGCAACACCGCCAUGGCGAAUGCUUUCUAUCCCUCUGAUUUAGGCUUACUAAAGCAGCCUCAGAGCAUGCAAAACCAGAGCCAAAUCUUAUCGUUCCAGUCCUUCCUAGACCCUCCUCCUUUACACCCAUCUCUUAGUUCGCCUGGCUUCGGUGUGAAGCCCAUUGGAAGCUCUCCCAUGCCUUCCGGUGAUGAACUGGGGUUGAGUCACGGUCAUUUAACACCAGAAGCGGCGCGUUCGAGGAUCGACAGCAACUGGAAUGAUCAUGGCGUUGGAUUGAACGAUAGUAAUUAUGGUGGCAAUGAGCAUAAUUCACAAAGAGUUAACAGCUGCAAACUGAACUACUCGGCUUCAUCGUCAGCUUUCCACCAUGACAAGGGAUUGGAGAAUGUUUUAUCGAGAGCUGAAGGUACACUCGAUUCAUGGAUUUGUCCUACAGACUAGAAACCACACAUCACUGCUUUUAACUUAAUUUGCAGAAGAACCAGAAGGGUUUAUUUUCUUCUUUUUGUUUAUUUUAGAAAAUAAUUAAUUCUUAAAUCCAUUAUAAUA
This is a messenger RNA of Hibiscus syriacus, 1603 nucleotides long. RefSeq lists its product as uncharacterized. The record is from RefSeq and is a predicted model, not a curated record. Lineage: Eukaryota; Viridiplantae; Streptophyta; Magnoliopsida; Malvales; Malvaceae. The coding region runs from base 368 to 1495 and encodes 375 amino acids. The transcript has a single exon.